AUGGUAUGGGGACAAGCAUCCGGAUGUGGAAAGGUCAUAUUAGAAAAUGCUCCACAAAAUGAUACUUUGACUUGCCCUAUGAUCCAAAAGGAUAUUAUUAAUGUUUGUGCAAAAGAAAAAAUAAAGGCUAUAAUUGGAGACAUAAAUGGAGAUUACUUUGGUAUAUUAGUUGAUGAGUCUAAAGAUAUCUCACACACAGAACAGAUGGCUCUUGUUUUGCGUUAUGUUGAUAAGAAUGGUAAAGUAGUAGAGAAAUUUGUUGGUCUUGUCCAUUUGCAAUUAACACUUGUAGCUAUUGCUAAAAAGUAUUUUGAUGUUGAAGACAUCUUUUGCCAUGUUACUAACUUGUUGAAUGUCAUUGGAGGAUCUUUUAAGCACAGAGAUUUGCUUCGACAUUUUCAAGCUGAAAAGUUGGAGCAAUUACUUGAGUCCGGUGAAGUUCAUAUUGGGCGAGGACUAAAUCAAGAACGCGGGCUUCAAAGACCAGGUGAUACUCGUUGGGGAUCACAUUUGAAAAUAUUGGAUAACUUUAUUGUUAUUUUCUCAUCUAUUGUUCGUGUGCUUGAAGUGAUUAAAUAUGAAGGUUCUACCUCAAAUGAGAGAAAUCAAGCAAACUAUCUUUUGAGUGAGAUGACAACAUUCAAAUUUGUUUUUAUGCUUCACUUGAUGUUGAAAGUUUUGGCAAUGUCAAAUGAGUUGAAAAAGAUCCUACAAAAGAGGGAUCAAGAUAUUAUGAAUGUCGUGGAGUUUCUUAACAUCACAAAGAAAAGAUUGCAAGAUAUGAGAGAAAGUGGAUGGAAAUCUUUACUAGAUGAUGUUUCCUCAUUUUGUGUUAUGCAUGACAUUUUGAUUCCCAAGAUGGAUCUUCAAGAGCUUAAUGACCAUUUUGAUGUAGUGAGUAGCGAUUUGCUUCUCGGGAUGGCUAGCUUGAAUCCGGUUAAAUCUUUUGCUAAUUUUGAUAAAGGUAGAAUAAUGACUUUAGGAAACUGCUACCCAAAUGAGUUUGAUGAAGUACAGAUUCGAGACUUGAGUUAUCAACUUGAUACUUUUAUAGUGCUGUUGACUCUCAUUUUGCCUGUUGCUACCGCAACUGUGGAGAGAGCAUUCUCAUCCAUGAAGCAGAUAAAGAAUGAAGAACGGAAUAGCAUGGGUGACCAAUAUUUAAAUGAUUGUUUAGUUUGUUACAUAGAGCGUGAUAUAUUCACAAAU
This is a messenger RNA of Nicotiana tabacum (common tobacco), 1209 nucleotides long. Lineage: Eukaryota; Viridiplantae; Streptophyta; Magnoliopsida; Solanales; Solanaceae. The record is from RefSeq and is a predicted model, not a curated record.